Piliocolobus tephrosceles (Ugandan red Colobus) is the source of this 5236-nucleotide messenger RNA. It is a transcript of the gene CCDC57, whose product is annotated as coiled-coil domain containing 57. Lineage: Eukaryota; Metazoa; Chordata; Mammalia; Primates; Cercopithecidae. Gene Ontology annotation, cellular component: centriole; spindle microtubule; centriolar satellite. The coding region runs from base 974 to 4171 and encodes 1065 amino acids. The transcript is spliced from 19 exons. The record is from RefSeq and is a predicted model, not a curated record. Gene Ontology annotation, biological process: centriole replication; cilium assembly; positive regulation of mitotic cell cycle.
GCAUCUGCUCUGGGCUGGGCGGGGCAUAGGUGCCAGGAAUGCCGCUGAGAGCAGGACAGCCAGUUCCCCACCCACCUUGCUCUGCCACAGAGACAUGGGAGGGUCAGGUCCUGGCCAUGCCACUCACCGGGGCACCAGGAAGGGCCCCUGGCCUCCACUGUCGUGGCAUCUAUGAUGAGGGUGGUUGCAGGGUGGCCUGGGGGAGCCAGCACUGGAGGCUCUCAGCCCCACACAGGUCCAGGGCUGAAUGGUGGUUCCCAAACAGAUAGGAUCCAGUCGUAGCUGCUGGUCUAUCAGAACGUGGCAUGGGAAUAGGGUCAUUGCGGAUGUAAUUGGCUGGGUGGUCCCACUCCAACGCGAUGGCAUCCUAAGAAGGGCAGCAUAUGGAGACAGAGACACAGGAGAAGCCACGUGAUGGUGGAUAUGGGGGCGGGAGGGGGCGAUGUGGCUGCAGCCAAGGACGCGGAAGCUGGAAGUGUUAGGUGCCUGUGGUCCCAGCUACCUGAGGCAAAGGUGGGAAGGAUUCUCCCAUAGGGCUUCUGGAGGAGCCGUGGCCUGGCUGACAUCCUCAGCUCUCCUGAACUGGGAAAGAAGAAAGGACCAGUUUGAGGUUCCUUGUUUUGGCGGCCCCAGGCCCUGGCACAUAUCCUGUCUGCCUUCCACCUGUGAGUCCUGCUGGGUGCUGGAGGCCAGGAGUGAGGUGAAUGUGGUCUCCCUCAGCCAACUCCCAGCUACCCGCACUGAGGGUGUCCAGGUCUGGAAAACUCACACUGUUUUUCCUCUACUCUCACACCACAAGAAUCAUCAGCACAGAGGAAGACUUCUGUGACCAAAUGUGGCGGGAGAGGGAGUUUCUCACCAGCAUGUGAGCAGUCAGUUCUGCAGCAGACUCGGCUGGGUGUCCUUCAGUUCAGUUCCACCACCGCCUGCCUGGAGAGAGGUCAGACCGCAGGGUGAGGGCUCAGUCCCCAACAUGCAACCACCCAACAACCACCAACGGGUUCACCCCGCCCGCUGCCUAGGCAGAGCCGAUUCACCGAGACGGGAAUUAGGAUCGAGAAAGACAGCCACCAUGCUGCCACUGGACUCACAGCCGGCCCUGGAUGAGCUGCUGCUUCGCAAGGAGGAGGAGUGGAGGGCGUUGCAGGCCCACCGCAGCCAGCUGCAGGAGGCGGCUCUGCAGGACACACGAAGCCAGCUGCAGGAGGCACAGGGGAAACUGCGGUGCCUGCAGGAGGACUUUGUCUACAACCUUCAGGUGCUGGAGGAGCGGGACCUCGAGCUGGAGCGCUAUGACGCCGCCUUCGCCCAGGCCAGGGAGUGGGAGGAGGCCAGGCGGGCAGAGGUGAGCGAGCUCAAGAUAGAGGCGGCUAAGCUGAGGCAGGCGCUAGCCAGAGAGGCCAGGAAGGUGGAGGAGCUGCAGCAGCAGCAGCAGCUGGUGUGGCAGGAGCAUCGCCUGGAGCUGGAGCGCGUCCACAGUGACAAGAAUGGUGAGAUCGACCACCACCGGGAACAAUAUGAAAAUCUAAAAUGGAGGCUGGAGAGAAAACUUGAGGAGCUCGAUGGUGAGCUUGCUCUGCAGAGACAGGAACUGCUGCUGGAGUUUGAAUUGAAAAUGCAGAAGAGGGAGCACGAAUUCCGUCUGCAGACUGACAACAUGAGCAACACAGCCUUGUCCCAGGAGCUCAAGGUUAAACUACUGCACAAAGAGCUGGAGGCUCUGAAGGAAGCCGGGGCAAAGGCUGCAGAAAGUCUGCAGAGGGCAGAGGCCACCAACGCCGAGCUGGAGAGGAAGCUCCAGAGUCGAGCCGCGGAGCUUCGGGACCUGGAGGCCAUGAACUGCGCCCGGGUAAAGGACUUAGAGGAUAAACUUCAUGCUGUGCAGCUAACCAGGAAGAAGGAAGAGGAAACAUUUAAGAGGAAGCAUGAGGAGCUCGACCGUCUAGCCAGGGAGAAGGACGCGGUGCUGGUGGCGGUGAAGGGAGCCCAUGUGGAGCAGCUGCGGGAGCUGAAGGCCAGCGUUCUGGAGCUGCAGGCCCACUGCGAGACCCUCGAGGCACAGCUCCGCAGGGCAGAGUGGAGGCAGGCCGACACGGCCAAGGAGAAGGAUGCUGCCAUUGACCAACUUCGUGAAGAUGUGUCAACUGUAAAAUCUGCCUGGGAUGCUCAGAUUGCUCAACUGUCCAAGGAGAUGGUCUCCAAAGACCUUCAGAUUCAGACACUGCAGGAAGAAGAGGUGAAGCUCAAGGCACAGGUGGCCCGAUCCCAGCAGGACAUUGAAAGGUACAAGCAACAGCUGUCCCUGGCGGUGGAAAGGGAGCGGAGCCUGGAGCGUGAUCAGGUGCAGCUGGGCUUGGACUGGCAGCGCCGCUGUGACGACAUUGAAAGGGACCAGAUCCAAAAGUCAGAGGCCCUGAUUCAGGGUCUCACCACGGCAAAAAGUCAGGUUGCUGCCAAGCUGCAGGAGACAGAGCGGGCGUUACGGGAGCAGGAGGUGGUGCUGAAGGCCGUGACCCUGGAACGAGACCAGGCCGUGCAGGCCCUGAGGAUGCAUGGGCUCCCCGGACCAGGGGCACAGAUGCUCCUCGGGCAGCAUGAAGAAGAAAUAAGUAAAGACUUUCCAUCCAGUGAGAUCCAGCGGCUCCGAGAGCAGAACACGAGCUUGCGAAGCGUGAUUGCCCAGAUGAGGAAAGAAAUGGAGGCUCUAAGCCAUCAGAUUCCUCCUCCCGCCCAGACGGCGGCAGAGAGCACAGAUGCAAACCAGCCUGACCCAAAGGCUGGGGGAGACACCGCCACUCCUGAUUAUGUUCUGGCCCUUGAAGCAGAAAUACGAACUCUAAAGCAUAAGUUUAAAACUCUGGAAGAGCAUCUAGAAGAUGUGCUGGAUCCUUUAAAGAUGUCCUCACCUCGUGCUGAGUCUCAGCCCAGCGUCCGCACCUCAACAGAAAUGACUGGAGGGUCUGUCCAGGCCGGUCAAGCUGGAGGGUCUGUCCAGGCCGGUCAAGCUGGAGGGUCUGUCCAGGCUGGCCCGGUGUCCUCCGGACUGGCACUUGGGAAGCUCGGAGACAGAGUGCAGCUCCUAAACCUGCUGGUGACACGGCUCAGACAGAAGGUGCUGCGGGAACCCCUGGAGCCAGCAGUUUUCCAGCGUGAGCUUCCCCGUGAGGUGGACCAGGUACACCUGGAGGUUUUGGAGCUGCGGAAGCAGGUGGCUGAGCUGGGGAAGCAUCUCAGGAUAGCCCAGCAUGGGGGAGCAGAGCCUUCAGGCAAGAAGCAGCCCCCAGCCUCGGACGCCGUGACCCUAGGGAGAGAGGGCCUCGCCAAGGGAGAGCCUGUGGAGGCCGAGGACCAGGGAGAGCUUUUCCUGCACCUCCGGCCGGUGGCACGCGCCACCCAGACCUUAUCUAUGCACCAACUCCAGAGGAAGCUGAAGGAGGCAGCCAGAAAAAUCCUCAGCCUCCGCCUGGAGAAGGAGCAGCUCAUCGAGAUGGGGAACAGGCUCCGUGCGGAGCUGGGCUGGCCCGAAGGGCGGCCGCCGCACCACGCCUUCCCUCCUGCCCCCGAGGCCCAGAAGCCAGGCGAGGAGCCCAGGAGGCCUUUGGAUCGCAGCCCACCUUUGGGACAGGUGCAGCCCCAUUUUAUAGCUAAGGACGCCAAGAGUGGCGAGGAUGAGUGUCCUUCUGGACAUUUGGGAAAGCACCGGCCCCGCCCAGCACAGGUGGGCAGCAGAUUUGAUGCCCUGCGAGGCCUGAAGACACAACACAGCAUCCACAUGGUGACCGGUAAAUCACCUCAGCAGAAAGAAGACAGGUCCCCAAAGCCACCCCAGGCUCCCAAGCGUCCUGAGGAGCAUGGCCGCCAAUCCCACAGCUCCUCCUCUCUUGCCAGUGGCGCCCUCCAGGACACUUGGAGGUUGCUAGACCUGGGAUCCAGCCCUUCUGGCCUCACCUCCCAGGGUGACUCAACUCCAGGUAGGAGACUGUCCUCCCCAGGAGCUGUCCACAGGUGGCAGCUGGUGGGGGCCACCCUCUCCGAGGGGCAUGUGCAGAGUCAGCACCCUGCAUGCCUCCCACACCCUGAAAUCCCUGCACUUUGGUUGAGUAAUGCAUGGAGUCUCCUUACCUCUCAUUUGGCACCUGAGUGUUUCCCGGGUUAUGGUGCAAAGCCCUGAAGGGCAGAAACCACGCCGCCUCGUAGCGCGGCACUGCCGCCCGGGUGCAUGCUGACGUAGAAUGGAACCUAGGUGAGACGCGCAGGCACUGCUACACUUUAGACAGCCUGGCUCCCGGGGAAGAGCCAGGCCAACCCCAGUGAUGCUCAGCCUCGGGGGCCAGACAAGUGUCACGCCGCAUCCUUGUCCUCAUCCUGCUUUGCUGCACAGACAUCGUCGCCCUGAGACUCUGCUGUGCACCCAAGUCAUAGGCCUGGUAAACUCAGCAGGUCACAGUGCCAGCUCCUGCGAGUGGUCUCAGGAAGUUUUCAGGAAGGUCUAUUUGAAGGGUGCACCUUGUGGGGACUGCAUGGGUCCAUGAUGUAGCGAGAAGGGUGGAGAGAGACAGAUGCUGCUUCAAAGCAGCUAGAGUGGUGGGACAUGCGAUGUGCUGGGGCGGGAGCAUGCGUCCGUCCUGUGUGCCUGUGUGGAGGGCGUCCCCUUCUUACCUUGCAGCUUCUGUCUUCCAUCAUGAGGAUGUGCCGCAUUCAUUUAAGCAUUCUCUCCUUCAUGCGCAUUGUAGGCUAUUUCCAGUCCUUUGCCAUCACAGAUACUGUUAGAAUAGAAACCUUACAGGCUGCAGUGUGUGAAAAUACACGUGUAAGUGCCCCGGCUUGCUUAGUCGAGGCUGCCUGCACACCACGUGUGGGGGACACCAUCGCCUCAGCCUCCACUGCCCACCCGGAGGCUGCUCCCAGCAGCAGCGUCUGAGAGUCACGGAGCCUCACGGAGCUUUUGCUGGUGGCAGGCAGGAUUGGAAUCAGCGCCUCUGUUAGGAGGUCGUGCCUCUUCGUGUGUGUUUAGGAGUUACUUCCUUUUCCUGUUCUUCAGUUCUCUGCCCCUUUGUAUAUUAGAUUGUCGUCUGUCUUACUGAUUUGUAGCAGCUCGUUAUAUGUGAGAGAAAUUCAGCCUUUUCGGUGACAGCAGUGCAAAUAUUUUCUCCCAGUUCUUCAUGUUUUUAAAUGUUUCGUGUGGUGUUUUUUUAUGUUCAUAUUUUCUAUUUUUAUGUAAUUUAAUGUCCUUGUU